Molecule: messenger RNA, 435 nt
Organism: Trypanosoma rangeli
Lineage: Eukaryota; Euglenozoa; Kinetoplastea; Trypanosomatida; Trypanosomatidae
Product: protein TSSC1
Exons: 1
Source: RefSeq, a predicted model, not a curated record
GUGUCCGUGGAGUUGUGUAGCGUGUCCGUGGAGUUGUGUAGCGUGUCCGUGGAGUUGUGUAGCGUGUCCGUGGAGUUGUGUAGCGUGUCCGUGGAGUUGUGUAGCGUGUCCGUGGAGUUGUGUGGUGUGUCCGUGGAGUUGUGUGGUGUGUCCGUGGAGUUGUGUAGCGUGUCCGUGGAGUUGUGUAGCAUGUCCGUGGAGUUGUGUGGCGUGUCCGUGGAGUUGUGUAGCGUGUCCGUGGUGUUGUUUGUUCCACGAAGUAUCAAGCUGGCGGACACCUUUGAUACAGCAACAGCUCCAGUCGCAGCACCAGAUUCAGAGGCCACAUCAUUAUCGUCAGAGGGAAUCCUGUCGUGGACUGCAGCUGAGGUAGCGGCCAGUGACGAUAGAAGGGAAAGUAGAACCAGAAGCGAAACAACAUGCCCCAUGUGGUAA